Pseudovirgaria hyperparasitica is the source of this 1706-nucleotide messenger RNA. RefSeq lists its product as uncharacterized. Lineage: Eukaryota; Fungi; Ascomycota; Dothideomycetes; Acrospermales; Acrospermaceae. Gene Ontology annotation, molecular function: protein binding; ubiquitin protein ligase activity. The record is from RefSeq and is a predicted model, not a curated record. The transcript is spliced from 4 exons. Gene Ontology annotation, cellular component: cytoplasm; GID complex; nucleus. The coding region runs from base 305 to 1492 and encodes 395 amino acids. Gene Ontology annotation, biological process: proteasome-mediated ubiquitin-dependent protein catabolic process.
GACAAAGACAUCUCUCAUGCAGCAUAAGCGUUCAGUACUAGAAAUCGUUCCAAAGACACCAUAUAGUCUCUUUACUAGACUAAUUUUGUGUGGCAAUAACGUUCCUCGCUCAAACUUAUACGGUCACUAUAGGCGGCCGGUGUUCAAGCUACCUCUGCCAUCUACCACCCCACCCUCUACUACCUGCCAUCCGUCUACAGCCACCUUGGGACCACAUCCAUGAGCUUCCGGGGUCGAAACAACCUUCUUCAUGAGUUGAAGCACCCUCGUUAGAAUCCUUUCUUCACCUAUCACUUCCGUCACCAUGGCCGAACUCUCUGCGAUAAAGCUCAAUGCAGAGUCACAGAUCCUCCUCGAACGACCUCUCCUCGGCGUGCCAUACGAGCUCUCGCGCAAGAAGUUUGCCACCGCCCGUCGCGAAGUCGACCGCGAGCAGUCCUUCCUCACAAAAACCCUGUCCUCCGCCUCCACCACCUCCGACCCAGUCUCCGCCCUCGACACCCUGAUCUCGCGCAUGGCAAACCUCAAGCGCAAGCUCGAGGUCCUACAAGCCGAGGAAACAGAACUACAGGAGCAGAGCAAGGCGCGCAUCGAACAUCUGCGCGCGCUGGAGCGCAUCCCGACGGUCAUGGACGUCAAGUAUGAUGAGUGGAGCAGGACGCGGCUGAACAGGCUGCUGGUGGACUAUAUGCUGCGGAGCGGGUAUGUUGAGAGUGCGCGGCAGCUCGCGGCCGAGAAGGGGAUUGAGAAGCUGGUGGAUGUGGGCAGUAUGGUGGAGUGUUUGCGGAUCGAGAAGAGCUUGAAGGAGGGCAGAACGGCGGAGGCGUUGGCGUGGUGUGCGGAGCAUGGCAAGGAUUUGAAAAAGCUGAAUAUUCAUCUUGUGUUUGAGCUGCGGUUGUCGCAGUAUAUCAUGCUUGUGCGGGAGGGCAAGCUGAAUGAGGCCUUGAUGCAUGCAAAGAAGCAUUUCUAUACCCCGCCGAAUGAGAAGUAUAGGGCUGUGGUUAUGAAGGCUGCGGCGAUGCUGGUGCUUCGUCAGGAUGUACAGGUCGAGCCUUAUUUGACCUGGUACUCUCCGGAACGUAAUCACGAUAUCGCCGCCAUGUUUGUGGAGACGCAUCACACAAUCUUCGGCCUCCCGAAACGCCCCCUUCUUCAUAUCGCCCUGUCUGCUGGUCUCUCCGCCCUCAAGACACCAGCCUGUCAUUCAAAACAUACGAGCUCGUCAGGUAACGCUUCCAGCGCAGCCUCGACUCUAUGUCCUAUAUGCUCAAAGGAGCUGCACGAGUUGGCUCGAAACGUUCCCUAUGCACAUCACACGAAGAGCCAUGUCGACCCCGAUCCAGUCGUUCUGCCACAUGGGCGUAUAUACGGAAGAGAGUUCCUCCGGCAAGCAAACGAGAAACUGGGUACAGAGAAGGGCAUGGUUCGAGAUCCGACAGAACUCGACAAGCUGUGUCGUGAGGAAGAUGUCAAGAAGGUAUUUAUAUCAUAAUACACAGGGGAAGAGAGAGAGUUAGGUCAGUCUGGAUUUGAUAGCGUGGCGUUGGAGGGUUCGGUUUUGCCAUUAUAUGAAUGGCGGGUAUAUCGUUAUGUACAAGCAGCAACAGUCAUACUGUGUGUGGGUGGCGUUGUAUACAGUCCUCCUCUGUCAGAUACUACUCAUCAUCAUCACUACUCUCUCCGCCCGCUUUCCUCUUCCGCUUUUU